Mytilus californianus (California mussel) is the source of this 6982-nucleotide messenger RNA. RefSeq names its product potassium voltage-gated channel protein Shaker-like. Gene Ontology annotation, biological process: potassium ion transmembrane transport; protein homooligomerization. The transcript has 4 exons. NCBI's taxonomy places the organism in Eukaryota, Metazoa, Mollusca, Bivalvia, Mytilida, Mytilidae. The coding region runs from base 474 to 2213 and encodes 579 amino acids. The record is from RefSeq and is a predicted model, not a curated record. Gene Ontology annotation, cellular component: membrane; voltage-gated potassium channel complex. Gene Ontology annotation, molecular function: protein binding; delayed rectifier potassium channel activity.
CAGAUUUGACAAAAUGUCUCUUUGAUUCUUUAUGACAAAUUGAUUGGCCUGGCAAUUCUCUGUUUGAUUAUAGCUAAGAAAAAACAAUUUCUUCAUAAAUUUACAAGAUAUUGAAUACCAAAUAAUCAAUAACUUCUGAUAACUUUGCACACACAAUUCAAAGCACGAAGUGUACUCUAUCAUACUUAAAACAAUCUCUCACUUGUGUCUAAAGAAUGAAAAGUCGAGUUAAACAUUAUAAUAGGAUAGGAAGCAUUUCUUUAUCAACAAAAUCGUUCUCUUUUCUUCUUUAGCCUAAAGAUCUAGAUGCUGUUGAAUCUCAAAGGAUAGAAAGACAACAGGCUGCCAAAAGAAUAAGGCGAAGCAAAUCUGCACCAAAUAGUGGCAGGUCAUGUUCUGUGUCAGAUUCGUCAAAAGGUGGUCAGUGUACAGGCGAAGAAACUAAGUCAGCAUGUCUUCCAAACAUAUUCAAGAUGCAGCAAAAAACAAGUGACAAAUACAAAGACCAAAACAAUCAACAGGACCAAUUAACAACUCCACCGAUAUCUUCUCCCGAUUCAAAUCCUCCACCAUACCAAGACUCAUUACAAUACAUUAAUUGUGAUCCUGCAAGUAACAACCUAGAAAAUGUUCCAGUGAAUAAAUGUCACAAGGAUGAAUGGUCAGACACAAAGGAUGAGACAACAGUUCCCUUACUGGAAAAAAUACAAAAUAACAAGUCUUAUCCAAAGCCAACUGAUGAUGUCGAUGGUAUGGGUCCCAGUGAUAUGGCAGGUAGUGACUAUGAAUGCAGUGAACGAGUGGUAAUUAAUGUAAGUGGUCUACGAUUUGAAACACAAUUACGGACUUUAAACCAAUUCCCAGAGACAUUACUUGGGAAUCCACAGAAACGAAAUAGAUACUAUGAUCCACUAAGAAAUGAGUACUUUUUUGAUCGGAACCGACCAAGUUUUGAUGCAGUGUUAUAUUAUUACCAAAGUGGUGGACGUUUAAGAAGGCCAGUUAAUGUUCCAUUAGAUGUUUUCUCAGAGGAAAUUAAAUUUUAUGAACUUGGAGAUGAUGCUAUUCAAAAGUAUAGGGAAGAUGAAGGAUUUAUCAAGGAAGAAGAAAAACCAUUACCUACAAAUAUAUUCCAGAGACGAGUUUGGCUGUUGUUUGAAUAUCCAGAAAGUUCAACUUCAGCCAGGCUAAUUGCAAUAUUCUCAGUGGUUGUUAUUUUAAUGUCAAUUGUGAUCUUUUGCUUAGAAACAUUACCAGAAUUCAAAAAGUAUCGAUAUUUGAACAAAACUAGUGAAACUGGCAAUUCCACAACACCAUCGAUUGAGGAAGAUGAUAUUCCUCAGUUUAAUGAACCUUUUUUCAUUAUAGAAACCUGCUGUAUUAUUUGGUUCACUUUUGAGCUUUUAGUUAGAUAUGCUUCCUGUCCUGGAAAAUUAGGAUUCUUUAAAAAUGUAAUGAAUCUUAUAGAUAUUGUGGCAAUCAUUCCAUAUUUUAUCACACUAGGUACCGUAAUUGCCGAUGAAGGUAAAUCGAACAACCAGGCCAUGUCUCUUGCUAUCCUAAGAGUGAUAAGAUUAGUAAGAGUGUUUAGGAUAUUUAAAUUAUCAAGACAUUCAAAGGGACUACAAAUAUUAGGACAGACUUUAAGAGCCAGUAUGCGAGAAUUGGGAUUGCUCAUUUUCUUCCUCUUCAUUGGAGUUAUUUUGUUUUCUAGUGCAGUGUAUUUUGCUGAGGCAGAUGCAGAAAGUACGCAUUUCCAUAGUAUACCUGAUGCCUUCUGGUGGGCGGUUGUAACUAUGACAACCGUCGGCUACGGUGACAUGCGACCGAUAGGAGUUUGGGGAAAGCUUGUAGGUUCAUUAUGUGCCAUCGCUGGUGUACUAACAAUUGCAUUACCCGUGCCUGUGAUUGUAUCAAACUUCAACUACUUUUAUCAUAGAGAGGCAGAGAAUGAUGAUAAAACGAACUACCAUCAUGUACAAAGUUGUCCAAACUACUCAAAUAGCAAGAAAAGUUCAAUUGCCUCUAGCGGUUCAGAAAAUAUUAUGGAAAUGGAAGAAGGCAGUAGUUUUAUUAAUGUGAAUAGUGACAGAUCGAAAGAAAACCACACAAACAAGUGGUUGUUAGAAGUGAACCAAAACAAAGCAGUUGUCGAGAAAGAUGAUGGAAUGGCUGACAGAAACAAAGAAAGAGAAUCAGACAGAAAUGAUUGAAGCUCAAACUGGUGGACAGAAUGCUGACAAAGAAAGGAAGAUUACGAUAUUGACAACACCUGUUCGCUAUACAAAGGGAAGAUAACUCAAUGGAAUUAUCAUAUCACAUCAAUUGAUAGCAUGUGUGUUCUAUUAUUGGCAAGUCAUAACAACUUCAUUAUAGGGAGACAGAGUGGAUACAUUACACAGGGGUAGAAAUCCCCCCUUAGUGGACCCCUUAUGCCAUGUGCCGAUACCAAAAAUGGAUCCAUCUUGUUUCUAGAAAUGCUGGCUAUGUUAAUGUAUAAAAGCUGUGUAUAGAUUUUAAUUUUUUGUCAUUAUUGUUUAUUAUGUUUUUAUUUUAGUCUCACAUCCUGCUCAAUACAAAAGGGUCAAUUUGUGACAAUAUUACCUUUAUAUGUUAUUCUAAAGCAUAAUAAUCGCAGCAUUAUUUUUAAUUAAGCUUUAUAUAGAUGAUAUUAUAUUAUGUUUAUUUUAGUUGUAGACAUUUUUAACAGCGGUACUUUUUUUUGCUAACAAUUUUUCUGUCUUAGUACAUUUAUAAUUUGGUUGAAGAUGGAACAAAAGUUAUUGAUUGAAAAAUGAAAUUACAAAUUUCACAAUCUGAAUAUUUUCCUUAACCCUCUUUGAAAAAUAUAAGAACUAUAGUCUGUACAAUUAGUAAUUAGUAGCAACGGUUAAUGUAGAUCAUCAAUUAGAACAGAAAUGCUAUUAUCAGAUACCUCAGAUUAUUGUAUAGGCGAUUUAAAGGGAGUGUGACUCUUUAUGACAAAAUUCUGGUAAAAAACAGGUAACAUAACUUGAAAUACAAACAAUUGACACUUAAAUGCACCAAACAAGCCCAAAUUUGAACAGUGAAAGACAAACCUUAUUUUUUGUUUGUAAAAAAUAUUUUCAAAAUUGAAGAAAAAAAAGGUAAAAUAGGUCUUCCACCAAAUAUUAAACUAAUGUGUGCCAUUGAUUUAAUUAGCUGAAUUUUGUUUGAUUUUUUAAAUGACUUUAGGUUCUAUUGGUCCAUGUUCAACCAACAUUUAUGUUUGAAUUUGGUAGCUGGAUGAAAUUUUUCUUGAUCAUAUCUCAAGUACACCUUUAAGGUAAAUCUCAAGGUCAUUUGGAAUAAAGAGAGAGAACAGAAAGAUUUGCUUCUCUUUUUGUGUAUUUAACUUUGAAAAAUGCAGAAUUAACUGUGUCCUUUGGUUAAUCUGGUGGAUAGUCUCAUUGGCAAUCAUCCCACUUCUCCUUAUUUUCAUAUUGUUUUUAUUUUACCUCAAUGAGGUUGUAUAUAGGUCAGAACUUAAAUUCCUCCAUUGACUUUUAUUUACUUUUGUAAAUAUAAAACUUCCUACAAAUAUUAAAUUUUGUAGAAAGAUUUUGGUUAGUCGAUUUUAUAGGUGGUAUUUUAAAAUUAUAAAGCAAUUUAACAACAAUUACAUGUUAAAGAAUUUUAAUCUUACUGUUGAUGAAAUAUUAAACUGGUUUUAAACUUGCCUUUGACUUAAAAAGUAAUUGUUUUGUAAAUGUAAUUAGGUCAGCAGGCAUCAAAAUUGAGGUCAGUUGUAAUCAAGUCCAAAUCCUUAUAAUCUGUAAAUAGGUAAACCAAUUUCUAAAGUGAGCCACAAUUUCCAGAGUAAAUAAACAUGACAGAAAUCGGUAAAAGAUGAUAAAUGUAUUAGUUAACCAAUCGAUAGCUAAUGGAUUUUUUUUUAACUGUCCUUAAAUUAAAAUAACCUUAAAUUUGCUAUGAAUAGACAGCUAUAAUUAUUAAAUCAACUUGAAUUGCAUGAUUCUAGUUCCAGAGAAAUCUCACAGCUCUUAUUGAAUUACAUCAGAAUGACACAGUGUCAAUUUGAAUAUUAUUUGCACAAAAUGAAAUGCAUUAAUUGGGUUUUCUAAACAGUUUGAAAAGAACUGUUAUGCAGAAGUUUUAACAAAUCUCAGAUAAUCGGUUUUAAAACCCAUUUUCUGUAGAAGGUCGUCAUAUAAAUAUCUCAAUUUGAAAAUUAGAAUUUUCAGUAAACUUGAUUCAGAUUACCAUUUCUUGUUAAAAGCUAUUUCUUGUUCAAUAAACAUGUUUAUCAACAAGAAUUGAGAGUAAAAGAUUUCUUUCCUUUUAGAACAUGUAACUGUUAAACUGGUCAGGUUAUGAUAAUUCAUUCUUUUUAACUCGUUUUAUUUUAUUUUCUAAAGUUUUUUAAAUGUGUGAAUUUUUUUUGAUUAGGGUGUUAUUGUAAUAUUACGGUUUUAGGUCAAAUAGCUAAAAUUUUGAAAAGAAAGAACAAACAAAAAACUUAAGUAUCUGAAUUGAAGUAUUUAAAAUAAAGUGCAAAAAUCAACAUACUGGAACGGUUGACAUAUUUUCUGUUUUGACAUUGCUUUCUGGUCUUUUUUCAAAAUUUAUAAAUUUACAUAACAUGAAUUAAGUCAAUACUGUCACAAUAGUCAUUCUUAAAUCCAUCUGAAUAAAAUUACCAUUUUCCCAGCUUUUUUUUAACUUCCAAUUCAAAAUUCAUGUAAUUGUUGUUAUUUGUUUAAUUAUAUGGAAAUUUACCAAAUAAUUGCUGACAGACAUUAAAAUUGGUCCUUAAAGUGAAAUCUGUCGUCAUUGUUCUAUUAAAUAAAAAUUUUAACUAGACAAAAAAUAAAUCUGCAAUAAUUACAAAAAGUAGAAAUUAGUCCCUUUGAAGUGAAAUCCAUGUAGAUCAUGAGAUGAAAUCCACUAUUAGGGUUGUAAUGAUUUGUGAUUCCUGUAGACAAUGAUCUAUAUUGUCAUGACCUUUUCAAUACAAUAUUUUAUUCAUUAGAUUACCCCUUUUAUGGAUUAGAUUGUAAUGAAAUUGACAAAUUUAUUUCUCUGGAUGUCUGUAUAAAUAAGUCUUUAGCUGCCUACAUGGUAACUUUGUGGCUCCAUACUAUACAAGAUUAAUUGCAAACAAGGAGAAAGUUCACCAAGGUUCAUUUGUCGAUGGAAUAUUAAAGCAAAUCAAAACAAAUUUUUUAAAUGCAUUGGUUUCUAAAAAUCUAUAAAUUACAAAAAUGUUUAUCAUAAACCACAAGCCCUACAGUCCAGGCCAGUAAAAAUGGUUUGGUCUGGUAAUUUUUUUCUGAAAAGAGGCCUCACAAGCCAUAUAGAUUUAAAGUAGUUUGUGAAAGACUUAUUUUUCGGGGAUGUAAGUCAAUAUUUCUUCAUCUUGGCUUUGCCUACAGGGUUUUUAUGUUAACCAGUUAGUUAAAUAAUGAAAAAUUCAUUUGAGUUCUUCUAAUAAUAUUAAUAUUUCAAACGUCUUUACUGUUUACUUCCUAUUUCCAAAGUUUCAUGGCUUUUUCAAGCUACUAGACGUAAUGAAUGAUAAAUAUAUGUAGGAUUUUUUUCGUAACCUCUACAUUUAAUUUUUUACUAUUCCUUGCAUGCUUACUUCUUAUUUAUAUUUACCAAAAAAAACAUAAAUAUCUAAAGCUCAAACCUAGCAGUGUUUGAGUGCUAUUUUGACAAUCAACUUAUUUUACUUAAGAGAGGGAUUACAUUUUUAAUCAUUGAGACUGAUACAACUAGCCAUUUAAUUCAUUAUUUUGUGCCAAAGAUUUAGGUUAGGGUUUAUUUACUUACUUUUGUUGAGUAUUAAAACUUAGUAUUUCAUUAAGCAUUGGACGGAAUCCAUUACAACUAUGAAAUAUACCAUUUAGAAUGUACGUCUAGGUGUUUAAAUAAUAAAUAGCCUUAUAUUGUCAUCUUUAUGUAAUAAUCAUUUUAAAAUUUUCUGUCCUACUUUUCUUAGUUUGUAUAAAGUUCAAACAUACCACCUGUGUACUGAAACUAUAACCAUUCAUAUUAUUUUGAAAUUCUAUUUGUUAAAAGACUACAUAAGAAAUUAAUAAAAAGAUGUAGUAGAUUGUUUAGAUAAUUGAAUUUUUUGGUAAAGCUUUUGAGAUGUGAAUUGAGUAGUUUGAAUAAGAAAAUAUGUACCUCCACAUAAUUUCUUUAGAACUUCUGUUAUACUGGCUUUUUACUGAAAUAUUUUUUACAAGGAACAAAUCUAAAUUAAACAGCAAACUGAAAAUGUUACUUGCACAUAUUUUAAAACUACUGUCCUUGAUUAACAUCUGUAAGCAUCAUGUGAUCCUUAAAUGGCUUUUUACUUAAUUUUUUUUAUUUGACUAAAGGAAAAGUUAAGUUGUGCUGUACUAACAUUUUUUUGUGGGGAGUUGCCAAGAUUAGGAAUACUUUGCCAAAUGCAAGCUUUUCCAAGGCUAAAUAGCAUGUUAAUCUACUUAUGAAAUCUUGAUCUUCAUGCAUGAAAGAGUUUCACUUUUGAUCUUCAUGCAUAAGGUUUUACUUAAUUUUUAGUCUAAAAUUUAUGAUAUUUGGUAGAGAUCUGUGUUGAACUUUUAAAUUAAGCAGAAACAAAACUAGGAUGUUUUCGCUUAUCUUAAAGAGUGACAAGUAAAUAUCAGUUGAGCUAUCUGUUGACAAAAUUAAGGGCCUUUCUGUUACCAUGACCUUACACCAAAAGACAGACCCAAAACACAUACUCAAUAAUGAUAAAUCAUCAGUGUAAAAACAGAAAACUUUGUUGUUUUUUUUAGAAAUGAUGAUAAAUUUAUGUAGUUUAUAAAAAUCUCCUUAUCUAUUUUAAUCAUAUGGAUCUGAUAACAAUUGUUAGAAAUAGCAUCAAAGGCUUAAAAUUUGUAAUAAAUUCAUGCUGCCUCCUUCAGAUCUCUUUUGACUAUAAAUCGUUUUGCGUUUUUUCUUCCAUAGUUUGACGUAAUGUAAA